Messenger RNA from Jatropha curcas, 738 nucleotides. Its product is annotated as protein NUCLEAR FUSION DEFECTIVE 6, mitochondrial. NCBI's taxonomy places the organism in Eukaryota, Viridiplantae, Streptophyta, Magnoliopsida, Malpighiales, Euphorbiaceae. The record is from RefSeq and is a predicted model, not a curated record. Gene Ontology annotation, cellular component: mitochondrion.
UUAGACCUCCUCUGCAAAACCCCAUUGCGUCGCCAAAACCCUCGAAGCUAAGAUCUCUACUGGAUAAUCCCGUUAACUAUGUCCGCCACCGCAGCCGCCAGGUCUGUCCUCCGCUCCACAGCCUUCCGAGCAACUAGAAUUGCCUCCGGACUCAAACCCGGACCCGGAAGCAAAACAGCUUUCUCUCCAUUCCGUACCUCUAACUCUAAGCCAAAUACUCUUUCUCAACGUAUCUUCAGGUCACCAAUGGAGAUAAGCUGCUGUGUGGAGACGAUGCUUCCAUAUCACACUGCAACUGCUUCUGCUUUACUCACUUCAAUGAUAUCCGUCUCGCGCCGCAGCUGUUGGACCCCUGAAGAUUGCAAUGAUGAUGUAUGAUGAAUGUCAGAGGGUUCAAGCGAAGUUUUUGUAGAUGCACUCAGUGAAAAGGUGGUGAAAUAAAGCUUGUCUUAGGGUUUUAGAUGUUUCUUGCUGUUUAUAAAGCUAAAAACAUGGUAAAAGAUAAUCAUAUGAUUAUUUGAGAAAUGAAGAAAAUGGUAUUCUGAUUAAGAAAAGAUAUUUAAGAUGCCCUUUUGUUUUCUGAAUUUGAUCUCCUGUCCUAGAAAACAAGUUUCUUUUGCAGCUACCUUUAGCUCUCAUUGGCUUGUACUUAUUCUUGCUGCCUUGAUUGGAGAUAUUCUUUAUCUAUAUCUCUUGAUUGCCUUUGAUUUGGGUUGGAAAUAAGUCUUAAAGCUGUUA